Messenger RNA from Amphimedon queenslandica, 918 nucleotides. Its product is annotated as jerky protein homolog-like. Lineage: Eukaryota; Metazoa; Porifera; Demospongiae; Haplosclerida; Niphatidae. Gene Ontology annotation, molecular function: DNA binding. The transcript has a single exon. The coding region runs from base 1 to 918 and encodes 305 amino acids. The record is from RefSeq and is a predicted model, not a curated record. Gene Ontology annotation, cellular component: nucleus.
AUGGCCACUGAUAAUAGUGUCAUACAAAAGUAUUUUGAUAUACUUGAAGACACACUUAAAGAAAAUUCUCUAUUCAACAAUCCAACUCGCAUAUUCAACUGUGAUGAAACAGGACUCCCAUUGAAUCCUAAAUCUUUGAAAGUUGUGAGUGGUCGUGGAGCUAAGAAUGUCAGUCAAAUCACUGGAGAAGGGAAGUCUCAAAUCACAGUUCUGGCAUGCACUUGUGCAGCUGGAGUACCAUUGCCUCCAUUUGUAAUAUUUGAUCGUAAGACCUUUAAUGAUCAGCUAAUGGUAGGAGAAAUACCAGGUACACUUUACGGCUCAUCUCCAAAUGGAUGGAUCAGUAGAGAGCUGUUUUUGUACUGGUUUCGUAAGCUGUUUUUAACGAGUGUUCCUAGGGUACGUCCUCUCCUUCUCCUGAUGGAUGGUCAUUCUACUUAUUAUGGUCCUGACCUUAUCAAGAUAGCAGCUGAAGAGCAAAUUUUAAUAUUUGUAUUGCCACCCAAUACCACUCAUUUAACACAGCCACUUGACAAAGGGUAUUUUGGGCCAUUAAAAACUGCUUGGAAGGCUGUGUGUCAUGAGUUCUGCACUAAAAUCCCUGGUCGUGUGGUAACCAGUUACGAUUUCUUUGUAUUAUUUGCUGAUGCAUGGAGAAGGUCAAUGACACAGAGAAACAUUGCAAGUGGCUUUGAAGUAACCGGCAUAUGUCCCUUCAACAGAAAUGCUAUUAAAACUGGCAAUGACAAGCAAGAAACCAUCAGCCGUUCACUGUUAGACCAGACUGGUCUAGCAUACAUACCGCUCUAUAGUCCAGACAUAAAGAGAACGAGGGAUCAUGAUUCUUCAUUCAAUUCUAGUCUCUUGGAGAGAUCACUUUCAGAGAAUGAUUUAUUGCAAGCUGUCACUCCAAUGUGA